Messenger RNA from Acanthochromis polyacanthus (spiny chromis), 2646 nucleotides. Its product is annotated as mucin-2. Gene Ontology annotation, cellular component: extracellular matrix. The transcript has 8 exons. The annotation marks the transcript as partial. The record is from RefSeq and is a predicted model, not a curated record. NCBI's taxonomy places the organism in Eukaryota, Metazoa, Chordata, Actinopteri, Pomacentridae.
AUGUACCAUGUGGAACUACAGCGAAAAGAAAUCAAACUCUCAAAGGGUAAAUAUGAAGAGACGGAUCUAGGCAAUGGCACUGAGAUUCAAUACAAAAUAAGGAAGGUCGGCUUGUAUCUGGUCGUAGAGUCUGACAUUGGUUUGGCAGUGAUGUGGGAUCGCAAAACAACUGUUCGCAUCCUACUGGAACCGCAGCACAGCGGAGAGGUUUGUGGCCUCUGUGGAAAUUUUGAUGGUGAUGGACAGAAUGACUUCACCACCUCCGGUCAGCUGGUUGUGAGCAAUCCAUUAGAAUUUGCCAACAGCUGGAAAGUGUCCAGCAACUGCCCAGAUGUGGAAGUGAAUGUUAAUCCUUGUGAAGCAACACCAAAUCGACAUCACUGGGCAAAAAUGAAGUGCAGCAUUAUAACUGGACAAACAUUCAAAGACUGCCACAACCAGGUUGAUCCCCGUCCAUUUCAUGACAACUGCGUGAAAGACUCGUGUGCCUGUGACUCUGGAGGAGACUGCGAGUGUUUCUGCACAGCUGUUGCAGCUUACGCUCAAGCUUGUAAUGAGGCCGGUGUUUGUGUUGCAUGGAGAACUCCAGACAUCUGUCGCUGUUACCCUGUAUGCCCAGAAGAUAAACCUAUAUUUAAUGAGAAGAACCAGACAUCAGAGGACCAGUCAAGACCUCCACGAAAGUGCUUUGACUACAAAAUCAGAGUAUGUUGUGAAGUAAAUAUAUGUGGAUCGACAAUUCCAAGUACAGGCUUAACCCCAACCACGACAAUCACCACAUCAACAUCCCAACCUCCUACCACAACUGUAGGUCCAACCACAACAUCUACAACUCCAAAAACCCAACCUCCUACUACAACUGCAGGGCCAACAACAACCACAACAUCUACACCUCCAACAACCCAACCUCCUACUACAACUGCAGGUCCAACCACAACAUCUACACCUCCAACAACCCAACCUCCUACUACAACUGCAGGUCCAACAACAACCACAACAUCUACACCUCCAACAACCCAACCUCCUACUGCAACUGCAGGUCCAAAAACAACCACAACAUCUACACCUCCAACAACCCAACCUCCUACUACAACUGCAGGUCCAACAACAACCACAACAUCGACAACUCCACCAACCCAACCUCCUACUGCAACUGCAGGUCCAACAACAACCACAACAUCGACACCUCCAACAACCCAACCUCCUACUACAACUGCAGGUCCAACAACAACCACAACAUCGACAAAUCCAACAACCCAACCUCCUACUACAACUGCAGGUCCAACCACAACAUCUACAACUCCAACAACCCAACCUCCGACUGCAACUGCAGGUCCAACAACAACCACAACAUCGACAACUCCAACAACCCAACCUCCUACUACAACUGCAGGUCCAACCACAACAUCUCCAACUCCAACAACCCAACCUCCUACUACAACUGCAGGUCCAACCACAACCACAAGAUCAACACCACCAACAACCCAACCUCCUACUACAACUGCAGGUCCAACAACAACCACAACAUCUACACCUCCAACAACCCAACCUCCUACUACAUCUGCAGGUCCAACAACAACCACAACAUCGACAACUCCAACAACCCAACCUCCUACUACAACUGCAGGUCCAACAACAACCACAACAUCUACACCUCCAACAACCCAACCUCCUACUACAACUGCAGGUCCAACAACAACCACAACAUCUACAACUCCAACAACCCAACCUCCUACUAUAACUGCAGGUCCAACCACAACCACAACAUCUACACCUCCAACAACCCAACCUCCUACGACAACUGCAGGUCCAACAACAACCACAACAUCUACACCUCCAACAACCCAACCUUCUACUAUAACUGCAGGUCCAACCACAACCACAACAUCUACACCUCCAACAACCCAGCCUCCUACUACAACUGCAGGUCCAACAACAACCACAACAUCUACAACUCCAACAACCCAACCUCCUACCAACCAAACCUCCUACGACAACUGUCCAACAACAACCACAACAUCUCCAACUCAAACAACCCAACCUCCUACUACAACUGCAGGUCCAACCACAACAUCUACACCUCCAACAACACAACCUCCUACUACAACUGCAGGUCCAACAACAACCACAACAUCUACACCUCCAACAACCCAACCUCCUACUACAACUGCAGGUCCAACCACAACCACAACAUCUACAACUCCAACAACCCAACCUCCUACUACAACUGCAGGUCCAACCACAUCAACAACCACAACAUCUUCACCUCCAACAACCCAACCUCCUACUACAACUGCAGGUCCAACAACAACCACAACAUCUACAACUGCAACAACCCAACCUCCUACUACAACUGCAGGUCCAACAACAACCACAACAUCUACACCUCCAACAACCCAACCUCCCACUACAACUGCAGGUCCAACAACAACCACAACAUCUACAACUCCAACAACCCAACCUCCUACUACAACUGCAAGUCCAACCACAACAUCUACACCUCCAACAACACAACCUCCUACUACAACUGCAGGUCCAACAACAACCACAACAUCUACACCUCCAACAACCCAACCUCCUACUACAACUGCAGGUCCACCAACAACCACAACAUCGACAACCCCAACAACCCAACCUCCUACUACA